AUGCAGUCCAGCACAAUCCCGCGGCAGUACCAACCUCCGCGCCGCCAACAGACCGUCCCCGAGCGUGAGCCUCCGGAGCCUGCGAUCAACACCAUGUCUGCCUCUGCCUCGACGUCGCAGGUGCCACAAGGACGGACAUCGUCGGGCAGCGGCCGGUCGCAGAAGAAUGCGAAUCCGGACAAGCAGAUCUCCCAGAUCGAGAAGAGCGUGACACACCUCCUCGUCGCUACCAAACAGCUCCUCGAGACUCUCACGCAAUGGUCGCGCGGUCAGGCACAGGAAGAGGAGGUCUCAGAUGUCUACGUUCGCCUGGGCUACGAGUUCAACCUGGCCUGUCGGGCAUUCAAUUCGAUCGGUGUUGAGACCGCAGAUCUGGGAAAUGUGCCUGAUCUGCUGCGACACAUCCUCGAGGACACCCUCAGUCAGCCUGCGUCGCCCCAGGCGCUGGACAACUACCUGCCGAGAAUACGCGAUAUCAUCAUAACUCUCCUGCAUGGGUUGAAGAGGAAACAGAGCAAGCUGAGAGGAAAGGGGAGCAAGGACUCGACUGGCUCAGCUGGUGGGCGAGCGCCGCCUGUGAGAAAUGCCAGUCUGGCAUCGAGCGCGAGUAAUGAGACGGGAAUCACGCAGAUGCUGGAGGGUGUGCCUUCGACGCAGAGUCCAGCUCGUGCAGGGAGUCCUUCGAGCAGUCACAGCAGAGAUCAGAGUGGCGAUGGCGACUACAACACCUGGUCGGCCAAUAGUGCAAGUGGCUCGUUGAGUCGAGGUUCUGUCAAUCGACAUAGCAUGCGUCGUGAGCCAUCAAUACCUCAGUCCGACACUGAUUCCACCCUGUCGAGUGCGACGGCACAGAAUAUUCCCGUACAGCCACCCUUCGAGGCAAAUGUCCGGCCGCCGUCAGAAGUCAACUUCCCUCAUCCUCCGCCUCCACCUCCGAAACAGACAGAUGCUUUGGCGCAGUUGCAAAGAGGAGGUGAUCUGGAGAGAAGGGCGUCCCGCCGAUUCUCAGCAUACCAGAUCUCCAAGCAUUUGGGCGCAUCACCGAAUGGCAUCCCAAUUCCUCCGACGCAGAACUCGCCUAUACCGAAUCGUGGUCGAGAGGUGCGAGAGUCCAUGACUGCAGUCCGAUCACGGACUUCGCAGUAUAGGAAACAGCCGCAGCAGAAGCUCGAUCCGUCACCCAGUCGAAGUGGCACGAUCAAGGCACCAGAGACCAUCUCAGAAGAAGAGCCUGCUCUUAGCACAUCCCUCAGUUCGGGCAACUUCCCCAAGGUCACGCCGCCCGAUGAAGCUGGUGACGAUGACAGCCCUAUUGCGAAGACGCCCGACGAAUACCACAAGCCGAGAUCACCACAAGACAAAAGAGAUGCACCCAUACUGAGCGCCACGCUUAACGGGCCUAUGAGUCCCCCGGAUUCGGUGCUCAGUGCCAAUUUUCCGACGCCGCAGGAUGAGAAACCGGAGCAUGAAUUCGAGCCGGAGAAGAGGGCUGAUGACGAUGCAGUGGCUGUGGAACAGAAGACUCGAGAUGUCAUGACUCCUCCGCCCAUUCAGACGACAGACUUGAACUCAUCACCGCCACAGGGUAAAGAUCUGACGCUCUUCUUGCAGUAUAGGUCCAAGAUCAAGAAAUUCGUCCUUCCAGAAGGCUACGAGGAACUGACAUUCGCUCGACUACAGCUCGCUUUCAUCGAGAAGUUCUCCUGGAACACCAACGAAACAGGUCUUGAGCUACCAGAGAUCUACAUACAAGACCCUGUGUCCGGCGUACGCCACGAGCUUGAAGAUCUGUCCGACGUCAAAGAUAGAUCAGUGCUAGUCUUGAACAUCGAAGCCCUAGACGAAGUCAAGAAGCAUUUCGACGAAGGCAUGUCCGGCAUCACACAAACCCUCAACGCCUUCAAACUCCAGCUCGAAUCGCAAGGCAACAUGAUGACCCGCUUUUCCGACCGUCAACUCGAGGCCUCCAAAGAGAUGGCACGCAUGUCUGCCCUUCCCAGCGUCCUGACGCCCAAGCCUUCAUCCUCAACGCCCGCCACGAACAACAAAACCUCCAACGUCGCUUCAUCGCAUGCCUCCCUCCAAGAAGUCCAAUCCCUCCGCCGGGACAUCGCCAUUCUACGCCAAACCUACGGCUCCAUGUCCUCCGACUUCAGCUCCGCGAUGACCGAGAUCCGUGCCAAAGCUGCCAACCUCUCCUCCGAGACCGAAACACUCAUCAACCGCGUCGACGACCUAGCGGAUAUCGUAGAAGAGCUGCGGAAAGACGUCGUCACCCGCGGCGUGCGGCCACUGCCACGACAGCUGGAAGGCGUGAGCAAGGAGAUUUCGGGCACGAUGAAAGAACUCGUCAAGCUCAAAGACUUUGUCAAGCGUGAAAAGCCAAUAUGGACGAAGAUCUGGGAGCAGGAGCUGAAGAUGGUCAUGUCUGAGCGCGACGACCUUACUCAACGAGAUGAAAUCAUUGCUGAUCUAGACGGGGAUCUGAAGGAUGUGACGGAUAUCUUCAGUCUAGUGGAGGAGGCGACCAAGCAGCAGAACUUGCAGGCGCAACAGCAGGGCGGAGCUUCCGUUAUUGGACCUAGCGGUCUGCGGUCCACUUCCGGACGUAACCUGAGUUUCGAGACAGGCGACGUCGAUCCGCAUGAAGCGAAGUCCGGGAUGCUCGACGAAGUGCGCGCGCUGGAACCGAACCAUGAGUCAAGACUAGAAGCUAUCGAACGAGCAGAGCGAGCGAGGCAGAAAGAGCUGCAGAGUCGCAAGGGUGGCGCGUUUCAACAAGAGGUCGAGAAUUUUGUGGAGGAAGGGAAGUUGAAGAAGACGGGUGGAGUGGAGGAGAUUGAGCGGCAGAGGAGAAUCAAGGAUGAGAAGGCGCAGAGGGAGAAUUGGGAGACGAUGGAGAGGCAGCGGGUUGAGGUUGAGGAACGCAGGCUCAAGAGACAGAUGGAGAAGCAGGCGAGGGAGGAUGCACGGAGGCAACAGCAGCAAGCGGAAGCGGAAGCACAGGCGGGUGGUGAGGGCGGGGAAGGUGGGCAGCAGCAACAGCAACAGCAAGAAGAUGCGAAUGAUACCAGUCAGGAAGGUGAAGCGGUGUUUGAGGACGCGAAGGAGGUGCCGAGUUCGACGAGUGGAGGGGAUCUGAAGGGUGCUGCUGAGGGUGGAGGUGGUGGGGGACCGCCAACGCUGCCAGAGAUUGAGACCAGUGCCACAGGCGAGGCUGGAAAAAGCGGUACGUCUUUUCUUGAAGAUUCAGAUCGAGAGUGA
Molecule: messenger RNA, 3264 nt
Organism: Cyphellophora attinorum
Lineage: Eukaryota; Fungi; Ascomycota; Eurotiomycetes; Chaetothyriales; Cyphellophoraceae
Product: Bud site selection protein 6
Exons: 3
Coding region: 1-3264 (1087 amino acids)
Biological process (GO): establishment of cell polarity
Cellular component (GO): cytoplasm; cell tip
Molecular function (GO): cytoskeletal regulatory protein binding
Source: RefSeq, a predicted model, not a curated record